Sapajus apella (tufted capuchin) is the source of this 3069-nucleotide messenger RNA. RefSeq names its product KH-type splicing regulatory protein (gene KHSRP). Gene Ontology annotation, biological process: regulation of DNA-templated transcription. Gene Ontology annotation, cellular component: cytoplasm; nucleus. Lineage: Eukaryota; Metazoa; Chordata; Mammalia; Primates; Cebidae. Gene Ontology annotation, molecular function: mRNA binding. The record is from RefSeq and is a predicted model, not a curated record.
AUGUCGGACUACAGCACGGGAGGACCCCCGCCCGGGCCGCCGCCGCCCGCCGGCGGGGGCGGGGGAGCCGGGGGCGCCGGGGGAGGCCCUCCGCCGGGCCCGCCAGGCGCGGGGGACCGGGGCGGCGGCGGCCCCGGCGGCGGCGGCCCGGGCGGGGGGUCGGCUGGGGGCCCCUCUCAGCCGCCGGGAGGAGGCGGCCCAGGAAUCCGCAAGGACGCGUUCGCCGACGCGGUGCAGCGGGCCCGCCAGAUCGCAGCCAAAAUUGGAGGCGAUGCUGCCACGACAGUGAAUAACAGCACUCCUGAUUUUGGUUUUGGGGGCCAAAAGAGACAGUUGGAAGAUGGAGAUCAACCGGAGAGCAAGAAGCUGGCUUCCCAGGGAGACUCAAUCAGUUCUCAACUUGGACCCAUCCAUCCUCCCCCAAGGACUUCAAUGACAGAAGAGUACAGGGUCCCAGACGGCAUGGUGGGCCUGAUCAUUGGCAGAGGAGGCGAACAAAUUAACAAAAUCCAACAGGAUUCGGGCUGCAAAGUACAGAUUUCUCCAGACAGCGGUGGCCUACCCGAGCGCAGUGUGUCCUUGACAGGAGCCCCAGAAUCUGUCCAGAAAGCGAAGAUGAUGCUGGACGACAUUGUGUCUCGGGGUCGCGGGGGUCCCCCAGGACAGUUCCACGACAACGCCAACGGGGGCCAGAAUGGCACCGUGCAGGAGAUCAUGAUCCCUGCGGGCAAGGCCGGCCUGGUCAUCGGCAAGGGCGGGGAGACCAUUAAGCAGCUACAGGAACGUGCUGGAGUGAAGAUGAUCUUAAUUCAGGAUGGAUCUCAGAAUACAAACGUGGACAAACCUCUUCGGAUCAUUGGGGAUCCAUACAAAGUGCAGCAAGCCUGUGAGAUGGUGAUGGACAUCCUCCGGGAACGUGACCAAGGCGGCUUUGGGGACCGGAAUGAGUAUGGAUCUCGGAUUGGCGGGGGCAUCGAUGUGCCAGUGCCCAGGCAUUCUGUCGGCGUGGUCAUUGGCCGGAGCGGAGAGAUGAUCAAGAAGAUCCAGAAUGACGCUGGCGUGCGGAUACAGUUCAAGCAAGACGAUGGAACAGGGCCCGAGAAGAUUGCUCAUAUAAUGGGGCCCCCAGACAGGUGUGAGCACGCGGCCCGGAUCAUCAACGACCUCCUCCAGAGCCUCAGAAGUGGUCCCCCAGGUCCUCCAGGGGGUCCAGGCAUGCCCCCAGGGGGCCGGGGCCGAGGAAGAGGCCAAGGUAACUGGGGCCCUCCUGGCGGGGAGAUGACCUUCUCCAUCCCCACUCACAAGUGUGGUCUGGUCAUCGGCCGAGGUGGCGAGAACGUGAAAGCCAUAAACCAGCAGACGGGAGCCUUCGUGGAGAUCUCCCGGCAGCUGCCACCCAACGGGGACCCCAACUUCAAGUUGUUUAUCAUCCGGGGUUCGCCCCAGCAGAUCGACCAUGCCAAGCAGCUUAUCGAGGAAAAGAUCGAGGGUCCCCUCUGCCCAGUUGGACCAGGCCCAGGGGGCCCAGGCCCUGCUGGCCCAAUGGGGCCCUUCAACCCUGGACCCUUCAACCAGGGGCCACCCGGGGCUCCCCCGCAUGCCGGGGGUCCCCCUCCUCACCAGUACCCACCCCAGGGCUGGGGCAAUACUUACCCCCAGUGGCAACCGCCUGCUCCUCAUGACCCAAGCAAAGCAGCUGCAGCGGCCGCGGACCCCAACGCCGCGUGGGCCGCCUACUACUCACACUACUACCAGCAGCCCCCGGGCCCCGUCCCUGGCCCUGCGCCGGCCCCCGCGGCCCCACCCGCUCAGGGUGAGCCCCCUCAGCCCCCACCCACCGGCCAGUCGGACUACACUAAGGCCUGGGAAGAGUAUUACAAAAAGAUCGGCCAGCAGCCCCAACAGCCCGGAGCACCCCCGCAGCAGGACUACACGAAGGCCUGGGAGGAGUACUACAAGAAGCAGGCGCAAGUGGCCACUGGAGGGGGUCCAGGAGCUCCACCAGGCUCCCAGCCAGACUACAGUGCCGCCUGGGCAGAAUAUUACAGACAGCAGGCCGCUUACUACGGACAGACCCCAGGUCCUGGCGGCCCCCAGCCACCGCCCACACAGCAGGGACAGCAGCAGGCUCAAUGAAUCGAAUGAAUGUGAACUUCUUCAUCUGUGAAAAAUCUUUAUUUUUUUUUUCCAUUUUGUUCUGUUUGGGGGCUUCUGUUUUGUUUGGCGAGAGAGCGAUGGCUGCCAGGGGGAGUAUCGGGGAGCCCUCGCGGCACGUGGGGUGGGGGGCUUGGGGGUGUGCCGGUCCCUCACUCUCUCGCCCGUUCUGUGUCUCACAUGCCUUUUCUUUCAAAAUUGGGAUCCUUCAUGUUGAGCCAGCCAGAGAAGAUAGCGAGAUCUAAAUCUCUGCCAAAAAAAAACCUUUAAAAUUAAAAAACACAAAGAACAAAGCAGAACUUAUAAAAUUAUAUAUAUAUAUAUUAAAAAGUCUCUAUUCUUCACCCCCCAGCCUUCCUGAACCUGCCUCUCUGAGGAUAAAGCAAUUCAUUUUCUCCCACCCUCGGCCCUCUUGUUUUUAAAAUAAACUUUUAAAAAGGAAAAAAACAGUCACUCUUGCUAUUUCUUUUUUUUUAGUUAGAGGUGGAACAUUCCUUGGACCAGGUGUUGUAUUGCAGGACCCCCUUCCCCCAGCAGCCGAGCGCCCUCCUCUCCUUUCCUUUCCUCUCUCCUCUCCCCUCCUCUCCUCCUGCCCUGGCUCAGCUCCCUCGGCCCUGCCCGCCCCCUCCCAGGACUGGUCUGUUGUCUUUUCAUCUGCUCAAGAGGAGAUUGAAACUGAAAACAAAAUGAGAACAACAAAAAAAAUUGUAUGGCAGUUUUUACUUUUUAUCGCUCGUUUUUAACUUCACAAAUAAAUGAUAACAAAACCUCCCCGUCUGCGGGUGCUGUCUGUCUCUCCCCCGCUCUCUCCCUCCCUCCCCGUAGUUUUGAAGCAGAUGUUUGUUCUUUAUAGAUGUUGUUUAAAAAGCCUGAUAAUGGUGAUUGAAAAUUACAAACUUUGUGUUUUUUUUUUUU